AUGCCUAUUACAACACGUGCCGCUGCACUUCUGCGUCAUGCAGCUGGUGAGACAAAAUACUCAGUUAGGCAAACAAGAGCUGUAGAACAAAGUAUUCCAGAACAACAACUUCAUGAACAACAAACUAAGUCAUUGAUGUCAGUCGAAUACGAUCGCUACCAUGAUAGUAAGCAUUCGAUCAGUGAUACUCAUUUAUCUAUUGCAGAUUUAUUUGCUCCGCCUUCAUUGGCGGUAACAAAAACAUACGAGGUUAAAACAUCUGAACAAUCCAACCAACAACCAGCGCCACAUCAUACUCAAUCUUGUCGUUCAAUGUCUCCUACUUCUCCAUCGUGUAGUGUGCCGAUAGCAUUACUUGUUUCAGGAACGUCAUCAUCCGAUGAAAAUCAAAAUGAUUCGUCUUUUGGUGAUGGUAAUGCUAUGUUAAAUGUACCCAUUGCCGAUGGAUAUAUUACAACGGGUACAUCAGAGCGUGGUGGAAGAAUGAUAUUUCUCAAUGGAUACAGCUAUUUAUACAUGAGUGAAUCAAAAGCAACUUUUGCUUGGCGAUGUUCAAAAAGAACUGAACAUUGCAAAGCAGUGAUCCAUACAUCGAAAGUAACUAGUAAAUUCAGUCAUUGGAAUGGGCAAAGUCAUAUUCAUAUUGUUGAUCAAACCGAAAUACGAAAACGUUCAAUUUUGACAAAAAUCAAAGCCCGUGUUGUUGAUAAAUACAUUUCCGUCACAGUCAUUGUUGAAGAUGAGUAUAGAAAAGCACAAUUAUCGUACGAAGAAAAGAGAGCAAUGCCUCUUCCGUUGUCAUUAGCAUCCGGUUUACAAAAAUUGCGCCGAAACGCAUUACCCCCAUUGCCAUCGGAUCAACGAUUUGUAAUUCCACCGGCAUAUCAAACGACAUAUGAUAGUGAACUGUUCUUGAUUUAUGAUAAGAGAAAAAGUGCCUAUGGUGGACGUCUUUUAAUCUUUGGAUCUGAAGAGCAAUUAAAUGUUCUCUUUGCAGAUGGGACAUUCAAAGUAUGUCCAAAACUAUUUGAACAAUUAUAUGUUAUUAUCGGCUUAAAGAAUGGCGAAGCAGCGUCGCCUCACUCAAAAGAAUUGAAAUGUUUCCUAUCAUAUUUUAAAAGCGAAUGGCUGAAUACAUUUCAACCAUCGACAUGGUCUGUUGGUGAGAGUACAUGGAGAACCAACAACUACGCUGAAGCUCAAAAUCAUCGUCUUUAUACACGUGUUAUUCAACCACACCCAAAUUUAUGGCGUUUUUUACAAUGUUUAAAGCAAGAGGAGAGUGUGAUAUCUCACAGAAUGGUUCAGACAGGAUUAGGGUUCUCAGCAGCAAAAGCACACAAAUCAACACGUGCAGCUGCUCGUAAAAGUAAACAGAUCGUCAAACUUCUAAAUUUGUUGGCUUUAAACCAAAGAUCGCUGGUUGAAACAAUAUCAUCAUUCGCUUAUAUUGUUGGAGGUCCUGUUGGCAGAAAGAUCCUUAAUCCAGACAAGCUCCGAUCGAAAGCUUUGCAAAACGGACAACCAACAUCAACUUCAAUCAAUAUACGAAGGCUUAUCGAUAGGAUUCUAACUCAUUAUUCAUCCGAUUUUGUUGUAUUUCGAGAGCUCAUUCAAAAUGCGGAUGAUGCAGGUGCUACAUCAUUUCAUUUGGAAAUAAAAUGCGAUGCAUCAUCUGCAUCUUCAGCAGAGACGCACUUUAACAAUUGUACGAUCACUGAAAUUCGUGCGAUUAACAAUGGCCAUGUAUUUUCUACGGCUGAUUGGCAACGUGUUGCCACCAUUGCCGAUGGAAAUAUAGAUCCAGAAUCGGUUGGCCAAUUUGGCGUUGGAUUUUUCUCCGUAUUUUCAUAUGCCGAAGAACCAAUCAUUGUAUCAGGAAAAGAGUACAUGAUAUUUAUUUGGCAAGAUAAUAAAUUUUUACAAACAUUACGCCAUAAGCUACUUGUAGAACAACAAACCAAAACAACUUCGAUUAUUCUAAAAAUGCGAGAUAAAUAUAUUUUACGAAUUGAAUCAAUCCUAGAUAAUAGUAGAAUAACGAAUGAAGAUGUACCAAUAAUCAACUUGACUCAACUCAAAGCUUAUUUUGCUAAAGGCAAGAAAGUACUAUGA
Rotaria socialis is the source of this 2115-nucleotide messenger RNA. The record is from the annotation of a GenBank genome assembly. NCBI's taxonomy places the organism in Eukaryota, Metazoa, Rotifera, Eurotatoria, Philodinida, Philodinidae.